This is a messenger RNA of Kwoniella mangroviensis CBS 8507, 906 nucleotides long. RefSeq lists its product as uncharacterized. The coding region runs from base 1 to 906 and encodes 301 amino acids. Lineage: Eukaryota; Fungi; Basidiomycota; Tremellomycetes; Tremellales; Cryptococcaceae. The record is from RefSeq and is a predicted model, not a curated record. The transcript is spliced from 6 exons.
AUGUUCUUCCUUGCCUCUCUCCUUUCUUUACUGGCCCUCUCUUCGGCCUCGCCUAUUCAUAAACGAUACUCAUCGGUUAAGAUCCAAUCCAAUCGAAACGGUCAAUGUCUCUCACCGCAAGGGGAUGCCCUAGCCAACGGUGUAAGAGUCGGUACACUACCAUGUGAUCAAGCUAAAACAUGGGAUAUAGACCCUGGUUCAGGUUCUGUGAUUUUGAGUGGAACGAAUCUCGCUUUGGAUGCUGGGACGGGUAAUGAUAACAAUGAGAUUGUCAAGCUGUGGACUAGUUAUCCAGGAUUAUAUCAACAGACCUGGUAUCUCACUGACGAUGCUCGAAUUGCCAUUACCGGUGGAACCCAAUGUCUAGAUCAAGGUAGUGAUCAGGAAGUUUGGAAUGUUUUACACGAGGGGGGUAACACACCUACUCCCGAACCUGAGCCGCAACCCAACCCUGCUCCAGGUAAGGGAGCUAUCAAAGCCCGAGGAUACGAUGGUUUAUGUGUAACUGUGUCGGGCGGUACUGAAAAUAAUGGUUCUACCGUUGAUCUUUCGAACUGCUUCGAAGACAGCUGGCCAUUUGCUCAUCUACAACGAUGGCAACCCCUGACUGGAAAAAGCGACGUCGACAAGUUGGCUCUUACCGCUCAUCCUCAUCUCUGUUUAUCGGCCGGUGAGAAUCCUUCUAAUGGUGGUAGACUUCACCUGAACGCUUGUGAUGGCGUUACCACGGGACAAUGGGAGAGGACCAAUGGUGGGCAAUACAAGUUAUUCAGAACUAACCUCUGUAUUGAUGUCAAGCUAGAAUCCCAAUUAUUCCCUCAAAAGCCACAUGCUAUAUUCAAAGAACUUCAAAUUUGGGAAUGUGUCGAGGGGAAUACCAAUCAAGUGUUCGAUACAGUUUUAUGA